Messenger RNA from Suillus plorans, 3449 nucleotides. Its product is annotated as rRNA-processing arch domain-containing protein. NCBI's taxonomy places the organism in Eukaryota, Fungi, Basidiomycota, Agaricomycetes, Boletales, Suillaceae. Gene Ontology annotation, molecular function: RNA binding; ATP binding; RNA helicase activity. Gene Ontology annotation, biological process: RNA catabolic process; maturation of 5.8S rRNA. Gene Ontology annotation, cellular component: nucleus. The coding region runs from base 41 to 3226 and encodes 1061 amino acids. The transcript has 10 exons. The record is from RefSeq and is a predicted model, not a curated record.
AAUUGAGCAAGCCUAGCGCUUACUCACUGCAACAUUCCAUAUGUCCACGCCUGACCUAUUCUCAUUCCUCGAUGGGCUGCCUUCUGGGGAUGAGGAUAAAGUCGAAAAUGUCCCCGAGCCGCGUCAACUCGACAAAAAAAUAAAGCGUCGUGCAAGCACGGAUCAUCCGAGUGAUCUCGCGGAUGGCGACACUUCUGGCAGUUUUGCUUUCAAGAAACCCCGUGUAUCAUCACCUGUACCAGUUGUCGUAGAUGAGUUCGAGACAGAGGCCAAACGUGAAAUGGCCGCGAGUGGAGGGCUUACGGGGUCGGUCGAAGCUGGUUCGCGGCUGGAGCUUAGACAUCAGGUCCGCCACCAAGUUGCCAUACCACCAGGUUAUCACUAUGUGCCGAUCGCGCAACAUGUCCCUCCCAAAAAACCGGCAAGGGAAUACAAAUUCACUCUUGAUCCAUUUCAGCAAGUCUCGGUAUUCGCCAUCCAGCGUAACGAGAGUGUUUUGGUUUCGGCGCAUACGAGCGCUGGAAAGACGGUCGUCGCAGAAUACGCCAUCGCGCAAUGCCUGCAAAACAAACAACGUGUUAUUUACACUAGUCCGAUCAAGGCUUUGAGUAAUCAAAAGUACCGUGAGAUGCUCGCAGAAUUCGGGGAUGUUGGUCUGAUGACCGGAGAUGUUACUAUAAAUCCCUCCGCGACGUGCCUUGUAAUGACUACAGAGAUCUUACGGUCAAUGCUCUAUCGGGGAUCCGAGAUAAUGCGUGAAGUUGCGUGGGUAAUCUUUGACGAAAUUCACUACAUGCGAGACAAAGAGCGUGGGGUAGUUUGGGAGGAAACCAUCAUCCUGCUGCCUGAUACGGUUCGCUACGUUUUUCUUUCCGCCACUAUACCGAAUGCCAUGCAGUUCGCUGAGUGGAUUUGUAAAUCCCACGACCAACCGUGUCAUGUUGUCUAUACCGACUUCCGUCCAACACCGUUGCAACACUAUCUAUUUCCUGCAGGAGGUGAAGGUAUCUACCUGGUCGUCAAUGAGAAAGGAGAAUUCCGUGAAGACAAUUUCAGCAAAGCUAUGGGUACACUUCAAGACAAAACCGGGGAGGACCCCGCCGACCCACACAGCGGAAAAGGUCGUAAAGGCAAGACGAAAAAAGGAGGUGAAAAGAAAGGGCAAUCCGAUAUCUCCAAAAUCAUUAAAAUGAUUAUGCUGAAGAACUACAAUCCUGUCAUUGUUUUCGCGUUCAGCAAGCGAGAGUGCGAGGCUCUUGCGCUCACUCUGUCUAAAUUCGAAUUCAAUUCCACAGACGAACAGGAGCUUGUUUCGAAUAUUUUUCAAAACGCCAUCGAAAAUCUCUCCACAGAAGAUCGGAAUCUUUCCCAAAUUUCCAAUAUUCUUCCGUUACUGAAGCGAGGCGUUGGGAUCCACCAUGGGGGCUUACUACCAAUUCUCAAGGAAGUCAUCGAGAUCCUCUUCCAAGAGGGCCUUAUAAAGGUCCUAUUCGCUACGGAGACAUUUUCCAUUGGACUGAAUAUGCCCGCAAAAACAGUAGUCUUUACUGCCGCCCGCAAAUUUGAUGGAAGAGAAUUCCGAAACCUCUCUUCAGGAGAGUACAUUCAGAUGUCUGGCCGUGCAGGCAGACGUGGUCUUGACGAUCGAGGCGUCGUCAUUAUGAUGUGCGACGAAAAGCUAGAGCCAUCAGCCGCCAAAGGCAUGAUCAAGGGAGAGGCUGACCGGCUAGAUUCUGCCUUCCACCUCGGUUAUAACAUGAUCUUGAACCUUCUGAAGGUCGAAGGCAUUAGUCCUGAGUACAUGCUCGAGCGAUGCUUUUUCCAGUUCCAGAGCAGUGCUGGGAUUCCUGUUCUGGAAGAUGAGCUGCAGAAGGAGGAAAAACGGCGAGACGCUAUCACCGUCCCCGAUGAAAACAUCGUCGCUACCUAUUACGAUUACCGUCAACAACUGGAUCGCAUGGCAGCGGAUUUCCGCGAAGUCAUUACCCAUCCGAACUAUUCGCUUCCGUUUCUGCAGCCCGGCCGCCUGAUCAAGGUGAAGUAUCAAGACUUGGACUUCGGGUGGGGCGUGGUCGUAAACUACCAGAAGCGUUUGCCACCAAAGACAUGGCAAAAACAUCAGCUGGCCGAUAUUCCUGCCCACGAACAAUACGUCCUCGACGUGCUAAUGAACUGCAACGAUGGUGCUACGCUAUUGAAGGACAAAACGGUAUCUACGCCCACACCAGGGGGGAUACUCCCUUGUUUCCCUGGCAAUAAAGGCUUGCCGCUCGUAGUGCCUAUUUUCCUUUCUGCCGUGGACGCGAUCAGCCACAUCCGUGUCUUCCUACCGAAAGAUCUUCGACAAGAUCAAGCGCGUGAUACUGUCUGGAAGAGCGUUCUCGAAGUGCAACGAAGAUUCCCGGAUGGCAUUGCCCUUCUCGAUCCUGUGGAAAACAUGGACAUCAAAGAUGAGAAGUUUACAGCCCUAGUCAAUAAAAUCGAUGUCAUGGAACAAAAAAUGUUCUCAAAUCCAUUGCACAAUGAUCCCCGUCUCCCAGAAGUAUACACGCUGUACGCCCAAAAGCAGGAGGCACAAACAAAGAUACGGGAUUUGAAAAGGCGUAUUAUGGCGACACACGAUGUCCUGCAACUCGAGGAGUUGAAAUACCGGAAACGUGUACUCCGUCGACUUGAGUGCACGAACUCAUCCGACAUCGCAGAACUAAAGGGUCGUGUAGCUUGCGAAAUCAGCACUGGGGACGAGCUUCUGCUUACUGAACUUAUCUUCAAUGGCGUCUUCAACUCCCUACUCCCUGAGCAAUGUGCCAGUCUACUUAGCUGCUUUGUUUUCACAGAAAAGAGUGAACACGUGACCAAGCUCACAGAAGAGUUAGCAGCGCCAUUGCGCGUUAUGCAAGAAAUUGCGCGCCGAAUAGCGAAAGUGUCACAGGAAUCGAAAUUACCGUUGGUCGAGGAAGAAUAUGUUGCGUCUUUCAAAGUCGAAUUAAUGGAUGCCGUUUUCCAAUGGUGUAGAGGAGCUUCGUUUUCCGACAUUUGCAAACUGACCGAUCAAUUUGAGGGAAACCUGAUACGUGUCUUUAGGCGCCUUGGUGAAUUACUUCGUCAGAUGGCUCAGGCCGCCAAAGUCAUUGGCAACUUGGAACUUCAAGAAAAAUUUCAGAAGGCAUCUGAAAUGCUAGAACGCCCUAAUUCUGUCAUUUUUUGUUCUUCCCUGUACCUGUAGAAUCUAUGACGCUCCAACCCUCACUUUCCUCAGGACGGGUAAUUUCUUGCAUGUCUGUCAUGUUGAUAAGCCAGAACAUUUGGGCCAUUGUUUGCGGGAACCAGAAGCAGAUGCGAUGAUGGUCAUGCAAAAUGUUUGCGGGGACGAAUUACACUGAAAGCUAAAAUAAAAGCAUGUGCAACCAAUCUGGUAGUCAAACGAUCGUGGGCAGGGUACUGUCAUG